Messenger RNA from Hevea brasiliensis (rubber tree), 1383 nucleotides. RefSeq lists its product as uncharacterized. Lineage: Eukaryota; Viridiplantae; Streptophyta; Magnoliopsida; Malpighiales; Euphorbiaceae. Gene Ontology annotation, molecular function: nucleic acid binding. The transcript has 3 exons. The record is from RefSeq and is a predicted model, not a curated record. Bases 1 to 1383 code for a protein of 460 amino acids.
AUGGAUAGUGAUGAUUCCUCAAGUGAUAACUCUAGUGACAAGGAGGUUGCACACAUUUGUCUCAUGGCUCUAGGAGAGGAUAAACCAGAAAGUUCCCAACAAAGAGAAAUCAACACUGAGGUAAAUAAUUCUGACUCUCUUAGUAUUGAAGAUUAUGAAGAAGCAUUUGCCAAAUUAUAUGAAGAAUACAAAGUUUAUAAGAAAAAAUGUUCUGCUUUAAAUAAAGAAAUUGCUUCCUUAAGAGCUGAAAAUGAUUCUAUGAGCAUUGUUGUACAAGAAAAUAAAUUUUAUAAAAAUCAAAUGCUCUUGUAUGAUGAGCUGAAUAAGGAGUUAGAAGAUUCAAAAAUUGCUUGUGAAAAACUCAUUGAGAAAAACAGGAUUUUAGAAACUAAGGUGGAAUCUUUGACCAAUGAUUUAGCUAAAUUCACAAAUGGCACACAAAUUCUUGAUACGAUACUUGGUUCUCAAAGAUUAUCAAAUCAAAAAUCUGGUCUUGGUUUGCCAAAAAUUAACUUUGAAAAAGACCAUGUUUGCAAGCCUUGUUCUCUUGGGAAACAAACCAAAGUUUCUUUCAAAUCAAAGAAUGUUAUUUCAACAUUUAGACCUCUUGAGUUGUUACAUCUUGAUUUGUUUGGUCCUAUUACACCUAUUAGUCUUGGUGGUAAAGCGUAUACCUUGGUCAUAGUAGAUGAUUACACUAGGUAUACAUGGACAUAUUUUCUUGCACAUAAGGAUGAUUUGAAGAGUAUUGGAACUCCUAUGAGCUCCACCAUCAAGUUAGAAAAGGAUGAAAAAGGUAAAGAUGUUGAUCAAAAGCUAUUUAGAGGCAUGAUUGGCUCACUUUUAUAUUUAACUGCAUCUAGACCUGACAUUCAUUUUAGUGUGUGUUUGUGUGCUUGGUUUCAAUCAUGUCCUAAGGAAUCUCAUCUAAUUGCUGUCAAAAGGAUUUUCAAAUACCUCAUUGGCACACACUCAAUUGGUUUAUGGUAUCCUAAAUGCGACACAUUUGAUCUAGUUGGAUAUAGUGAUUCUGACUUUGCUGGAAGUAGAUUGGAUAGAAAGAGUACUUCGGGAAGUUGUGUUGCUCAAAUUCUAUGGAUGAAGCAACAAUUAGAAGAUUUUGGUAUAAAGGUUGAUCAUGUUCCUAUAAGGUGUGAUAAUACUAGUGCCAUCAACCUAACUAAAAAUCCAAUCCAACACUCUAGAUCAAAGCACAUAGAAAUUAGACAUCACUUUAUUAGAGAUCAUGUUCAAAACGGUGACAUUAAGUUAGAGUUUGUUCCUACAGAACAACAACUUGCAGAUAUUUUUACAAAACCACUAAAUGAGGAAAACUUUUGUAGGAUUAGAAGAGAACUUGGCAUGAGUGAAGCUAUUGAAUGA